AUGUUGGGACUCCACAUCCUCUUUGGAACACUUCAAUUUAGCUUUCCAACAGAUUUCCAUCGCCAGCCCUUCGAUGACGGGAGUUUCGACUUCGAAUUCUCGAACGUGUUCGAUCACGCGCUCUAUCCGGAUAAGUUCGUGGGGGAGAUCGAACGGACGCUGAGGCCGGGAGGGGUGUGCGUGCUCCACGUGGCGCUUAGGCGACGCUCGGAUAAGUACUCGGCCAAUGAUUUGUUUAGCGCCGAGCCGCUCAAGAAGCUGUUUAACAAGUCCCGUUUGCUUCGCCUUCGUACGGUUGAUGCCUUUGGGUUGGAUACUGAGCUUGUUUUUAGAAAAACUAUAACACCACUCUGA
Messenger RNA from Salvia splendens (bonfire salvia), 354 nucleotides. RefSeq lists its product as uncharacterized. The transcript has a single exon. Bases 1 to 354 code for a protein of 117 amino acids. Gene Ontology annotation, molecular function: S-adenosylmethionine-dependent methyltransferase activity. Lineage: Eukaryota; Viridiplantae; Streptophyta; Magnoliopsida; Lamiales; Lamiaceae. The record is from RefSeq and is a predicted model, not a curated record.